GUUAAACGCAUUUUUUCUAGCACUACGAUGGGCUUGUGUUCCGGUACAAUGAAACGGCCUCGAAAUAAACGUUGACAUCUGCUCUGUUAACAGUGAUAUUUAGGUCCAAAUAUGGCGACGGUUGUAUGUUAACGCAGGGCUCAGGCUCGUCCAUGGAAGCGACUGGAAACAGAUAAUCGCACUCUUUCCGUGACUCCUUUCCAUGAUGAACUAUUAUAACGUAACUUACAGCUCAGGGUGUCAUCCUCAGUCGCGCAUUCAAACCAAAAUAAAUAGACCGAAAAUUCAGCGCCUUUUAUGAUGACACUGACGUGUAAACAACCAAAGCAACCGCCCAUCAUCGAUAUGCUUUGUCCAAAUUUCUAGCUGUCCUUUCUCAGGACUUUCACCUUGACCGUGCCUCUUCAACAUUAGCCGAUAACAGCUAUGGCGACAUAACAGGAAUCCCUUACUAUGAGUGAUGAUAAACCUUUCCAAUGUACUGCUCCUGGGUGUGGACAGAGAUUUACAAAUGAGGAUCACUUGGCUGUCCACAAACACAAACAUGAGAUGACCCUGAAGUUUGGCCCAGCAAGGAAUGACAGUGUCAUCAUUGCUGAUCAAACCCCUACACCUACCCGCUUUUUGAAGAACUGCGAGGAGGUUGGACUCUUCAAUGAACUUGCAAGUCCGUUCGACCAUGACUUUAAAAAAGCAGCUGAAGAUGACAUUAAAAAGUUACCAUUGGAUUUGUCACCUCUUGCAACGCCCAUCAUACGCAACAAAGUUGAGGAACCCACAGCUAUGGAGGCACAUCGAGAUAGCCCUCUGCCUCACCCUGAAUCUACUACGAAUGACGACAAGGACAUAUCUUUGCAGCCAGCCUCACUGCCAGCAUCCACUAUAGUCCAUCCUGCAUCCCUCCAAGUUCCCAAUGUACUUCUAGCAACCUCAGAGGCUAAUGUUGUAAUACAGCAAGCUCUCCCAUCACCAACAUCUAGCUCUGUUAUUACCCAAGUCCCAUCCACUAAUAGGCCUAUAGUCCCGGUUUCUGGCACCUUCCCUGUGCUGUUACAGCUGCCUAACGGCCAGACCAUGCCAGUUGCUAUACCUGCAUCUAUUACAAGCUCAAGUGUACAUAUUCCAACUACAAUCCCUCUUGUCAGACCUGUCACCGUAGUGCCUAAUGUCCCCGGGAUCCCAGGACCUUCCUCGCCACAGCCACAGCCCGCCCAAUCAGAAGCAAAGCUGAAACUGAAAGCCACAUUAAGCCAGCAGCUUCCUCAGGUAACCAAUGGAGAUGGCGGUGAAGUCCAGAGUAGCGCUGUAACCCACACUGCUGCUCCCACUUCUCCCGCUCCAACCCCAACCCCAACUCCAGCCCCGACCGCGGUCCUGACUCCUGCUCCGGCUCCUCACCUGCCCACAACUGAGGAACCUUCUCAUCAUUCCCUUCAGCAGCCAGCCACCUCCACCACAGAGACACCUGCUUCCCCAGUGCCCCCUGCGCAAAACCCUCCAAGCACAGGGGGUCGGCGGCGCAGAACCACAAGUGAAGACCCCGAUGAGAAGCGGCGCAAGUUCCUGGAGCGUAACAGAGCUGCAGCCUCUCGCUGUAGGCAAAAGAGGAAAGUGUGGGUCCAGUCUCUGGAGAAGAAGGCUGAUGACCUCAACUCCAUGAACGGGCAACUACAGAGUGAAGUCACCCUGCUGAGAAACGAAGUGGCUCAGCUGAAGCAGCUUCUUCUGGCUCAUAAAGAUUGCCCUGUAACCGCCAUGCAGAAGAAAUCUGGCUAUCACAUCUCUGACAAAGAUGAGAGCUGCGAGGAGAUGUCCGUCCCCAGCAGCCCGCAGAACGAGGCCAUCCAGCACAGCUCCGUCAGCACGUCCAACGGGGUCAGCUCCUCCUCCGCGACCCCAGCUGUCUCCGCCCCGUCCACAGCCGCCGCAGCCGCCACAUCAAACCAGAGCACAGAGGAGAGCAAGCCGCGAAGGGGCGCCACCCAGUCUCAGCCUUCAGGGAGUUGAUCGUCCCAAACUGUGCCCAAGCGUGAACACUGGAGUGCUGUUGCCUCUUCAAUCUCUCUGACAAACAGAGGAAAUGGAUUCUCUCUCUCAGCUUCAGUUUGGAUCGCACUGUUUUUAAUUUAUUCUUGAUUGGUUUGUUUAUGUUUGGUCCGUUUUUGUCCUCCGUAGGCAAUGCUUUUAAAAAUGCAAAUGUUUUCUCUGGAAUUGAUGAAGACAAAAGAACAGGCACUUUAGGUGUAAGAUGUAAAACACAUGAUUCUAAAAUGUUUUUGUAUUUGUUUGUUUAUUUAUUAUCCUUGAUAUAUUUUUUAUUUGAAAGCAUUCAGCCUGAAGAGGUUGAUCAAUGAAUUGUUAGACAUUACCAAAGUGUGUUGUAGCCCAUUUAUAAUUACUUUGCUUGUUUGUUUUCUUGACUUUUCUAAGCACUAUCUUUAUGAUGAAGUUAAAGAUCAGUCACUACCUUUGAAGUAUAUAAUUAGCUUUUUCCAUUUUGCACAUUUUGAGAGAUGGCAGGUUUACCUUUAUAGAGUUUGACAGUCCACAUGUUAAAAACCGGCAGCUUUUUAGAAGUCGAUUUGAAUACUGUCACUAUUACACACAUAAAUGGCUGAAUCAGAUAAAAAAUUUUAAAACGUUUCUGUGAGUGACAUCAGCUCUAGUCGCAUCGUGCAGUUUGAAUGUUUGCGCUCACCUCUGCUUGUAAAAAUAGGCUUAAGGAGGUGGGCUGGUUAGAAAUGUGCGUUGUUUCAUUAACAUUCCAUCUGUAGUCUGAUUGUUCCUGAAACAGUGAUUGUAGGAUUGCAGUACCUUUUCCACUACUCAAUCAUGGUGAUGUUGACUUCAUUCAGUGCCAUUAAUGUUUUUGUAUAAAUGACUUCUGUACAUUUUUAAUGCAGAAUGGGCCUUGGGUGAUGCAGAAUUGCUUGAGUUGAUCGCUGUCCUCCCCUAAAGGUCUCAUGAACAUAGUUUCUCAGUAAGGAAAUAUCUUGCUUUAUAUAAUGUCUUUGCUUUAUAAGUGACUGUUUAUGGCUUUAGUUUCUAAUGCAGAACACUUAAGGACAUAAUGCUGUUUUCAUGAUUGCAAUUCUAGAUGAGGUUUUUAAGAAAACAAAAAAAAACAUCAAUGUAACAUUGUAUGUAAUCUUUCUAGGUGUUAUGUACUUAGUUUUUUAUAGAAUAGUCUGGAUUCAGUAGCUGAGCCCUGUUGAUCACAUUAACACUGUUAGCAGUUCAAAACUGAUCCUAACAAUGUUUUCAUCAUUAGGAUAGACCUCUCCCUGACUUCAUACAUCGUCAUGUAAAGUUAAAGCAUUCAGAUGUGAACUGGAAUCAUGUCAUGUAUAUAAGACUAACACUACAACUGCUUGUAAGAAUUGUGAGCAUUUCUUCAUUGAAAUAAUAGUAUGAAGCAAAUCACACCAUGGAGUCAAUUUGCCUUUUCUCUUAGUCUGUACUGGCUUACUACUAUGUAGUUUUACAAGAAGCUAACACAUUGUUUUCUUGACGUAUGAUUUUGUUUAUUUAUUAUGUGCUAUCUGCAUGAGAUGAUAAUUCUCUGCGAGAAUUUAACUGUUUAUUUGAUAAUGUUUCAGUCAGAUAAAUAUCAUUAAACAAGUUGUUUCAACUUGAGUUGUGGCUCUAAGUUCAUGAAAGCUUUGGUUAUUUGUUUUUACCUGGACUUAACUGCUAAAAAAAAAGGGGGGUGUGAUACUGUGUUGAAUCUGUACUUGUAACUUGUGAGAGUUCUGUAUAAAAUUUUAAUUGAUAAGUUGUUGUAAUAAACCUUUUAAUAUCUCUUUAAAA
Molecule: messenger RNA, 3810 nt
Organism: Micropterus salmoides (largemouth bass)
Lineage: Eukaryota; Metazoa; Chordata; Actinopteri; Centrarchiformes; Centrarchidae
Gene: atf2
Product: activating transcription factor 2
Exons: 12
Coding region: 454-2007 (517 amino acids)
Biological process (GO): regulation of transcription by RNA polymerase II
Molecular function (GO): cAMP response element binding; DNA-binding transcription factor activity, RNA polymerase II-specific
Source: RefSeq, a predicted model, not a curated record